UUCAUCAGAGCCAUAAUUGUAUUAUGUCGAUGAACGCAUGCGCAUGCGCAUACGCCGUGACAGCAAGGCCUCUAAAUCGAUAGUCGAGUGAAUCAACGGCGCCUCCCAAAUAUCACAAUGGCAGAUAAACAGAAUGCUCAGAAAAGCAGUGUCAAAAUAGCCGCAGGAGCCGUAGUUUGUGUUGAAAGUGAAAUUCGAGGAGAUGUCACCAUAGGCCCCAGGACAGUAGUCCACCCAAAAGCACGUAUCAUUGCAGAGGCAGGGCCCAUCGUGAUUGGAGAAGGCAAUUUAAUCGAGGAGCAAGCUCUGAUAAUUAAUGGUUACCCAGAAAACAUCACACCAGAGUCUGAGGUGGAACCAAAGACGAUGACCAUUGGCAUGAACAAUGUAUUUGAAGUUGGCUGUGUAUCACAAGCCCUGAAAAUUGGGGACAACAACGUGAUUGAAUCCAAAGCUGACGUCGGUAGGAAUGUGAUCCUGACCAGUGGCUGUAUCAUUGGAGCUUUCUGCCAGGUUAACACCUGUGAAGUCAUACCUGAGAACACGGUCAUCUACGGCUCUGGAUGUAUGAGGCGGGUUCAGACGGAGAGACCACAGCCCCAGACUCUUCAGCUCGACUUUCUGAUGAAGAUUUUGCCAAACUACCACCAUUUGAAGAAAACUGUUAAAGCUGGUCACAAUGCUAGCUAAGAAUUAAAAACAAUUGGAUUGUAAACUGCUAUCAAACUCAUAUUUAAAUAUAUCUUUCUGGCAGGAAGCAUGAAUGUAUAUAGUUAUAUAAUAUGUACCUAGCUUCAUCAGUACUUUUUCUCACUUACUGAUAUAUUUUCUAAUCUAACCCUAACAGCUGAUUAAGCAUUUAAUCUUUAUCUUGCUGUGCUGAUGUAUCCUUUUCUAUGAUUAAUUAAAUAACCUAAAAAAAUGCUGCUGUGUGCUUCAAACGUUUAUGAUCAGUGUUUACCAGUAAUGUCAGUGUAUUUUCAGUGUAUAUCCACAUUUAGAAAAAAAGGAGGAAAAUACAUACAAUUAAUAAAAAAUGGCAGCCAACUGAUCUAAUAAAGGUCAUCACUGCAGCGCGUGUAAAUCAAGCAACGAGGCGGUAUCCAGUAACAGUGUAUUUAUUAAAAUAAGUUCAAAAAAGUAUUUUAAACCACAAUGCUGCAAAGUGAAAGAAUGUAAAUGCUUUGGAAAGCCACAAGAAGUAAUGUCCAAGAUGUUUCAUGAUUGAGACCUCAAUGUGACGCACUGCACAACACAAGCCUGUCCCGCUG
Cottoperca gobio is the source of this 1271-nucleotide messenger RNA. Its product is annotated as dynactin subunit 6-like. NCBI's taxonomy places the organism in Eukaryota, Metazoa, Chordata, Actinopteri, Perciformes, Bovichtidae. Gene Ontology annotation, molecular function: dynein complex binding. The coding region runs from base 118 to 690 and encodes 190 amino acids. The transcript has 7 exons. Gene Ontology annotation, cellular component: dynactin complex. Gene Ontology annotation, biological process: mitotic spindle organization. The record is from RefSeq and is a predicted model, not a curated record.